ACAAAAAUAUUUCCAAAAAAAAAUAAAAGAUAACCAAGCCAAAUAAAGACCGCUUUAUUUACAUAUUCUAUAAAUAUGAAUAAAGCGGGUAAACACAUACAAACUGGAGUAAAUAAUGGUUUAUUAUCAUCAUCACCCAAAUCGCCACUAUUACAAACCACCAACAACAAUAUGGGCUCUAUGGCACAGAAGAAUGUUAUCACCUCCAUAAUGAGUUUUUUACCCGAUAACCGACCGAUUACAUCAUUGCAGAUUGUUGAGGAUUAUGAAAAAUGCCCCAAAAAUUUCACAACCAUCAAUCGUACUUACGAUCAAGACUCCGAUGCUGAUUUAUGGCGUGAAAAUAUUCUAUUUGGUCGGCAAACUACACGCUAUUUGUGUUUAUCCAAGACAGAGGGACUGCCGGAAUAUGUGGUGGAAUCUUUAAAAAUAAUUGCUGAAAAAAUAGCUCCGCCCAAGGGUUUUUCACUACUAUCACGCACAGCAGACACAGAACAAAAGGCCUGGCGUAAACGGCAAAUCGCCUAUAAACUCUCCAAACGGGGUACCGUCACACAAGCAGUCACAGAUAUAAUUUUAUGUUCUAAACUAAAAAUUGCACCAGAAGGAUUUAAAUUAGCGGGUGAUAUAAAUGGCAUAUUAAUUUGUUAUAAAACUGGAGCCAUACCGGUACGCUUGCCGCCACCAGUGCCCGGUCUAAGUCCAAAAUUGGCCACAAAUAUUACAAACGGUAGUAGUGAGGUAGAAAAGGCAUUAAAUCGUUUAAAUCUACACAAUGCGGCAGCUGCGGGUGAAUGUUUAAGAAAUCCAAAACAGCCGCUGCCGCCUGUACCCAAUUCCGAAGAACAUGAUUAUGAAGAAAUCCAACAUUCUUAUCAAAUAAAUUCGCCACAAAGACCGGCUCCUAGGCCACCGGUUAACACUGCCCUCAAUAGUUCUGGUCAUAGUCUGGGUACUUUGGGUACUUAUACUGAUCUAGAAGGUGUGCCAUUUGUUAUUAAUUCUAUGCUUAAGUCUACUAAUAAAAAUGAGUAUUCCUCACUGCCACAACUAGGUGAUUUUGUAAUUAAAAAAGAUCUCGAUUAUGAUUUUCAAUUGGAGCGUCAAACUUUGUGUACCAUGAAAUCAUCAGCUUCCAAAAAUCCCUUCUUUAAUUAAUUUAAAGAAUACAAAUACAAAAGAAAUACCUUAAAUCUUAUAUUUAAUAUAGAAAUGUGUUAAAAAUCUUUAUUAUUAUUAUUAUUUAGUAGCCAACAAAUAAUUUUUCCUUUUUUUUUUGUAUAAAUUCCUUAAAUUUUUAGCCUUAAUUUAAUUUAGAUUUUAUUUUUUUUAAAUUUACAUGUUUAUUUUUCUCUGUGUACCAUACACUACUUUAUACAAAUGUUUUUAGCAUUUAUAUUUCAUGCCGCAAAAUGUGUUAAAAUUUAUAAAUAAUUAUGUGUAUAUUUAUUAACUAGCUUAUUACCCGCUACUUCGUUAGCAUAUAUUUUGAUAUUAAAAUAAAAGUAUAGCAAUGUACAAUUAUAAAA
Molecule: messenger RNA, 1529 nt
Organism: Calliphora vicina (urban bluebottle blowfly)
Lineage: Eukaryota; Metazoa; Arthropoda; Insecta; Diptera; Calliphoridae
Gene: Mvb12
Product: multivesicular body subunit 12-like Mvb12
Exons: 6
Coding region: 76-1158 (360 amino acids)
Biological process (GO): endosome to lysosome transport via multivesicular body sorting pathway; receptor catabolic process; regulation of epidermal growth factor receptor signaling pathway
Cellular component (GO): cytosol; ESCRT I complex
Source: RefSeq, a predicted model, not a curated record